AUGCCGCCAAGGAGUUCCUUCUUCGUCUGCUUCGCUUGGCCGCGUUAUUAUUUUAUAGAAGCCAGAGCUCUUGGUAUCUAUCUAUCUAUCUAUCUAUCUAUCUAUCUAUCUAUCUAUCUAUCUAUCUUCACCUAUUCUGUACUCUCUUUCUCUCACUCUCUCUCUCUCUCUAUCUAUCUAUCUUCAUCUCUGAUCUUACUCUCUCUCUAUCUAUUCUAUAUACCUAUCUAUCUUCACUUCUUCGUCUCUGAUCUCUAUCCUAGUCUGUUCAUAUCUAUCUAUCUAUCUAUCUAUCUAUCUAUCUAUCUAUCUAUCCUGAUUGUUAUUCAUUUCUUCACACAAUCUAUCUAUCUAUCUAUCUAUCUAUCUAUCUAUCUAUUUACGUAUUUCAUUCUGUUAAUCUAUCUAUCUAUCUAUCUAUCUAUCUAUCUAUCUAUCUAUCUAUCUCACGCUGUUCAUAUCUAUCUAUCUAUUUACGUAUUUCAUUCUGUUAAUCUAUCUAUCUAUCUCACGCUGUUCAUUAUCUAUCUAUCUAUCUAUCUAUCUAUCUAUCUAUCUAUCUAUCUAUCUAUCUAUCUAUCUAUCUAUCUCACGCUGUUCAUAUCUAUCUAUCUAUCUAUUCUAUCUAUCUAUCUAUCUAUCUAUCUAUCUAUCUCUGUUCAUAUCUAUCUAUCUAUCUAUCUAUCUAUCUAUCUAUCUAUCUAUCUAUCUAUCUAUCUAUCUAUCUAUCUAUGUGCGCGUGUUUGUGUAAAUACUAAUUUUUCAUCUUUCAAGUUAAGUUUCCCUUGUUUCACCAGAAAUUUCACUAUCGAACUCACCCCAUCCAGACAUAAAAAUAACUUUAUAUUCUAUCGAUUUUUUGUGCUUUUAGUUGUCUGA
Acanthosepion pharaonis is the source of this 879-nucleotide messenger RNA. NCBI's taxonomy places the organism in Eukaryota, Metazoa, Mollusca, Cephalopoda, Sepiida, Sepiidae. The record is from the annotation of a GenBank genome assembly.